GGCAUUUCUUUCUGUACGCUUUGCCUAGAGCUUGUUUAUGAGUCUCACAUGUUGUGGCCGGGCGGUUUAUUUAGUUCAAAUAUUCUUAGUUCCAUAGCUCGUCUCUUUCUGUUGCGCUCUCUCAUUUACGAGUGCAUAACUGUGUGGAUUUCCACUCUCAACCUCUUUUUUUGGAUUCGUAUAUUGUGUGUAUUUGGACGCUGCCUUGUGAGACACUUUUUGCAAUUUAUACAUUUAGUUGUAUUUCACAGUCCUUGUGUAGUUCACGUGUUGGCGUUGCUUUUUGUGGAUUCGGGAAAGUGUUUUUUUUAUCUGUUUUUCUUUAACUUGUUUUUGGUGCCAACAGAGAGGAGGGUUUAAAACAAAUUGUGUAUAGUGGUGGUUAGCAGCUGGCACGGUGGAGUUUGUUUUAGAACAAGUUACAUUGAACAGGCAGACGAGUGAAAACAUCAUAGCGAGACUUAAUAAAAUGGGAAAAAAGCCCUGUCGUUAUGUUUUGGAACGUAGAAAACUUAAAGACAGGCCACGUAAAAUUCUUAACUUGGAAGAACGUGUUCAAGCCAUACGCAUGUACGAUGAAAUACCAGUAUAUCAGAGAGUAGCAUCUGCGUUUAAAUGCAGUUGGGAACAAAUUAAAAAUGUCGUUGCCAAUCGUAAAGAUAUACUAAAAUACUACGCCAGUUGCCAAAUCAUAGAUGUCAUGAAGGACGACCCAAAGGUAGUGCGCCAUAAGAAAAUCAACUUUUUGGGCAAUUGCAUGUACGAGUACAUAAAAAGAGCUCACUAUCAUAAAAUGCAAACGGUAACGGAUGAUGUUAUACGUGAUCGUGCCAUGGAAUUUAAAGAGAUCAUAAAAAUUGAGAAAUUUUUUCCGAAUCGAGCCUGGAUCAGAGAUUUUAAAUCGGUGUUUAAUAUCAAUUUGGAUCACAUUAAUCAGAUUAUUAUAACAAGAAAACCUCAAAGAUCACUAAACUGCAAAGAUAUUAUAACAUAUUGUGCCAAAGAAGUUGAUAAUGCGCUGUCUUCGCAGCCGGGAAGUUCAAGAAAUCAAAUUAUACCAGAAGGUGAUGGUAAUACCAUAGAAAUCGGCGAUGAAGGUGAGAAUAAUGAUGAAGAUGAUCCAUUGGAAAGUUUGGAUGAUGACGAAGAUGUCGACGAGGAAGGCGCUGAUGAUGAAAUGAUUAAUGAAAAUGAAGAAGGUCCUACUAUAAAUUAUGGAGACUAUGAAGAUUACCAUGACGAGUCACAGGAAGAUGUCAAGCCCGACAUAAAAGAAUUGGAAGAUAAACUAAAUAAUGCAAGAGAUAUUGCAGAUGUUAUAAGCCCUGAAAAUAUUAAAGAAGAACCUAAUGACAAUCCCUCUAUAUUAGAAAGUUGUCUUUUAGGUAUUGACAAAAAUUCUAAGCGAAGUUUUCAAAAACCACCCUCUAAACGUCCCUCUUCCUCCUCAUCUUCCACCUCAACAACAUCUAAGCCAAUACCCUCAUCUAUAAGUAGUUAUGAGGAAGCAUUGAGAUUGAUGCGGCCCCUGGAGGAAUUUGCCAUAUUCGAAGAGGAUUUUAAGGCCAUAAAUCUUUUAAAUCAAUUGGCCCAAGUGUAUGAAAAAGCGAAAAAACGUAAACGUUUCGAGUAGUAAAGAUGUGGCUGAAAAUUUCAUUAAGAUUUUAAAAUAAGAUUUUUUUUAAUAAAUGUGAUAAUCAUAAAUGUAUUAUAUCCCGAAAAUAUAAAUUCUACUGAAAAACAAAA
Messenger RNA from Calliphora vicina (urban bluebottle blowfly), 1746 nucleotides. RefSeq lists its product as uncharacterized. The transcript has 2 exons. The coding region runs from base 470 to 1633 and encodes 387 amino acids. Lineage: Eukaryota; Metazoa; Arthropoda; Insecta; Diptera; Calliphoridae. The record is from RefSeq and is a predicted model, not a curated record.